Messenger RNA from Mycetomoellerius zeteki, 1622 nucleotides. It is a transcript of the gene Mlc-c, whose product is annotated as Myosin light chain cytoplasmic. The transcript is spliced from 3 exons. NCBI's taxonomy places the organism in Eukaryota, Metazoa, Arthropoda, Insecta, Hymenoptera, Formicidae. Gene Ontology annotation, molecular function: calcium ion binding; myosin heavy chain binding. The record is from RefSeq and is a predicted model, not a curated record. Gene Ontology annotation, cellular component: myosin II complex. The coding region runs from base 465 to 932 and encodes 155 amino acids.
UGUGUAACAACAGCCGUGCAGAACGAGAACCGAGAGAGAGGCUCGCGAUUGCGAACGAAUGAGUGAAUGAGGGAGGCGAUACGGUCGAUGGUCCACGCCGCGCCGCGCUCUUCUCCCCGGGGCUUUUGAUUCAGGUCAAGAGUAUCCUCGCCUUUUUAGACGCACCCUCGAUGCGCGCGCGCGCGCACGCCUGUCAGGGACUGCCUUUUAUGGUCCGGUAUUUGAAAGCAAGUCGCCGUUGCUGUAGGCAUUGUGAAGGACUUUAUCACGCUCCCGUCUUCUCGAUGACUCGCCGAUUAUUCUUGUUUUACUCUCGCGAGUAUACGAGUCAUGUGCGUUGUUGAUGUAAAACGAGCUUAGGAAUUGACGGAUGUAAGACGUUCCUUGGCGUUUUGACAUUAUAUCACGUUUGUUAUAGUAAUUGCUAAGUGAUAAGUCUUAUUUUUCUCCGCAAAAGUGCCAAGAUGUACGUUUACAGCUAUCAGGAGCUGGCUAAUAGAAUGAUGUCAUCCAUGGAGGAAUUCCAGGAGGCGUUUCAGUUGUUUGACAGCCGCGGGGAUGGAAAGAUUCACGUGUCUCAAAUCGGCGACGCGUUACGCGCUCUUGGUCAAAAUCCGACCGAAUCAGACGUGAAGAAAUUCACUCAUCAGCACAAACCGGACGAGCGUAUUAGUUUUGAGGUAUUUCUACCGAUCUACCAGGCGAUUAGCAAGUCCCGUGCCUCUGACACGGCGGAUGACUUUAUCGAAGGCCUGCGUCACUUCGACAAGGAUGGAAACGGUUUCAUAUCGUCUGCGGAAUUGCGACACCUUUUGACGACACUCGGUGAGAAACUCAGCGACGAGGAAGUGGAAACGUUACUGGCAGGUCACGAAGAUUCACAGGGUAAUAUCAACUACGAAGAUUUUGUUCGCCAAGUCAUGUGCGGCUAAGCUUAGCUACUUAAACGCACAUAAGAGUAUUAUUAUUAUUAUUAUCGUUUAUAUUUUGCCAUUUAUUCAUCGAAUCUGUUAAAGCGUUUUACUUUUUGAAGUAUCAUAUCAUAGCAUGUGUACCUAUAUGACGAUUUAUCUCGAGGGAACUCUAAUGUGGACAUACUAUUUUAUUACGUACUAUGGGAAAGAAGGUUAGUCCCUUUUAUAUAAGAGUCUAAAUUAGUUAAACAAUGGUAGGUAAAGAACAAUCUAGCGCAUUGUGCCUUGACGUAUAUACUCCGAUUUACGAGCAUUUAGUGAUAUCGAUAGUAAGACAUACACCUAUUGUGCGAUCUUCAGCGAGAUAUCUGAAUUCCGCGGACAUUCCAAAUUUUUGUAAGAUAGACUUCGAGAAUUGAGAAUGUCUGGCCGUUCGAGGGUGAGGGCCGAGCAUUUUGAUUUAUGCCAACACUUAAUGGCUAUGUAUUUUUCUCCUUCUUCUUUUGUCCUCUUCGAAUUCAAUAUAUCCUCUAUGUAGUUAAAAAAACGUAUGUUCGAGAAUCUUCCAUCUACUGAUAGAUGCCCUAGAAAAAGUGCGCAGAGAGUAUCCACUUUAUUUAUUUAUGCAUGAGCGUAUUUAUGUCUUCGAAAUGCGCAAGAAAAGAUUAUUGUACAUUGCAAUGAAUAAAAAAGAAAUUGCUCUAAGAA